Messenger RNA from Meyerozyma guilliermondii ATCC 6260, 792 nucleotides. RefSeq lists its product as uncharacterized. The transcript has a single exon. Lineage: Eukaryota; Fungi; Ascomycota; Pichiomycetes; Serinales; Debaryomycetaceae. The coding region runs from base 1 to 792 and encodes 263 amino acids. The record is from RefSeq and is a predicted model, not a curated record.
AUGUGCGAACUUCAGAUUCUUUUGGUUAUAGUAAGAAUAAUGAUGUGGGUGCUGGCGGUAAAAUAUAAACCUCUGGCGGUGCUGGCGACUCUCAGACACUUGUCUCAUACCACUGUAUCACGGAGUAGCUUCAGAACAGACUCAAAUGUCGAAACUGACGAAAUCUCAUCGUCCAAUGAUCCAUGGUCUCCUACCCUACUUUCCGAUACCGUUUACAUUCGGACCCCAAACUCGCUUCGUUCUCACCCAUUACCGGGCUACCGGCUCUCGUACUCACCGCUAUACGAAGCCCCGGGUUCCAAAUAUGUUGCAAUGAUGAAAAGACUCACUCUUAGUUUCGCCGUGCUUGGCUGCUACGGUGCCAAAUUAUUCUACGAACUGGCUCAAUUUGACGAUUUGUACGCUUUGGCCACGUUGGUGGGCUGCUGGACCCCUACGGCUGUGGUACAGUACAAAACCAAGGACUACGUAACCCGAAUUUUUCGACUUUAUUCGAAGGACAAGCCACAGACAUUGGAAAAUCUUGUAAAUGACGAAAAACUCAUUUUGGAAAAACUCAAUGCCACCGGCGGCCGAACUUAUAAUUGCUUGGUGAACGUCGACUCGUCGCUUCAGUUGGACAAACCACCAAAGUGGCUGAGACCGUAUUCUUCCUGGAAAGACAUCGAGCCCACCACUGGAAAAACUCGCCAUUUUUACGUUGCUGAUGAUAUGGGAGGAGUCAAAAUGGACAGAUUGUGGGGGAUUGUGGAGCACAACUCGGGUGUGGACAACGGACGAUAUAUAAAGUGA